This is a messenger RNA of Dipodomys ordii (Ord's kangaroo rat), 1200 nucleotides long. RefSeq names its product arylacetamide deacetylase-like 4. Gene Ontology annotation, molecular function: hydrolase activity. Lineage: Eukaryota; Metazoa; Chordata; Mammalia; Rodentia; Heteromyidae. The record is from RefSeq and is a predicted model, not a curated record.
AUGGCUUUGCUGUUGUUGGUUCGGCUAGGAGGACUGUCUGCUUUUUCCCUGGGGGUCUUUGUCUGGGUGGUGGCUCAGCACUUCCUGAAGGUGAAAACCUCCCCUGGCAUUCAGCUUCUGCACUGUUUGGUGCUUUAUUUGUUGGCAUGGGGGAAUAUACUGGAGAAGCUGGGAAUUUGCUCCAUGUUCCACUUUAUCCAGUUUGUGGAAAACCUACUACCCAUAAAGAAGGACCCUAAAGUGAUGGUGACCAACCUGUGAUUUGGGACAAUCCCUGUGAGGUUAUUCCAGCCAAGGACAGCAUCGCCCAGCCUUCGGAGAGGAAUCAUCUUCUAUCAUGGCGGAGGCUCAGUGAUGGGCAGCCUGGAUUCUUACCACAACACACAGGCCAGGGAGACAAACUCGGUGCUGAUGGCAGUGGGAUACCACAAGUAUCCUGACUACCAUUACGCCAUCACUUUCCAUGAUUGCCUGAAUGCCUCCAUCCACCUCCUGAAGUCACUGAAAUUCUAUGGGGUGGACCUCUCCCGGGUUGUGUUCUGUGGAGACAGCAGUGGAGGUACCAUAGUGGCCAGCAUAACCCAGACUUUGAUUGGCAGACCAGAUCUUCCCCACAUCCGAGCUCAGAUCCUGAUUUAUCCAUGGGUGCAGUUUAUAAAUUUACAGCUAUCUUCAUUUCAGCAGAGCAAAAGUAUUCCAUUGCUCACCAGAAAUUUGAUAUUGAUGAUCAUGUGUAAAUAUCUGGCCAUUGACUUGUCUUGGAAAGAUGCUCUAUUGACUGGUGCUUGUAUUCCUGUGGAUGUUUGGGAGAAGUACAGGAAGUGGCUGAGCUCUGACAACCUUCCUGAAAGGUUCAGGAAGAAAGACAAGCAGCAACCCGAAUUUCCUGAACCUUUUAAUGAGGCUGCCUAUCUGGAAACCAAACACAUUUUUGAUAUAGAAAACUUACCCCUUCUAGCAGACGACAAUAUCUUUGCUCAGAUUCCUGAAGCCUUCAUCGUGACCUGUGAGUGGGACAUCCUCCGAGAUGAUGGCCUGCUGUACAAAAAGCGCCUGGAAGACCAGGGGAUCCCUGUGACCUGGCACCAUGUGGAGGAUGGUUUUCAUGUAUGCAUAAAUUUCUUUGAUAAGAAGAUUUUCUCUUUCCCCUGCUCCUGGAACAUUAUGAAUACUGUUUUCAGUUACAUAAAGGACAUAUGA